Molecule: messenger RNA, 405 nt
Organism: Suillus fuscotomentosus
Lineage: Eukaryota; Fungi; Basidiomycota; Agaricomycetes; Boletales; Suillaceae
Exons: 1
Coding region: 1-405 (134 amino acids)
Biological process (GO): proteolysis
Molecular function (GO): cysteine-type aminopeptidase activity
Source: RefSeq, a predicted model, not a curated record
AUGAAGAAGCUAAAGCUUAAGGAAUUUCAGCUCUCACUCACACAGUACCUCGUCUCCUGGGAUAAGUUGAACAAGUCCGAUCAUUACCCCGAGCUUUCUAUCGAGAAUGCAGACCUAUUUGUCGAUGAUCGCCUGGUCAAUUCGCGAGAGACCUCAGUAGCGAUGGCGGUCGAUGGGACAUGGCUCUCAACUUACUUGAGGUACGCUUUCCUUAUAGACAAUAGUAUGGCAUGUUCUCAACGUCUCCUAGACAUAUGUCUUGUUCCUCAGCCGAUUUACCCUGACUCGUACCAUUCAAACGCCAUCAACACCCUUCUGAAGUCGAAGCUCCGAGAGCAUGCUCUGCACGCACUCUCUUCAUCACUGAAGAGAUCUAUACCAUCAUAUCACUAUGGAACAAGAUAG